Malaya genurostris is the source of this 8363-nucleotide messenger RNA. Its product is annotated as endoribonuclease Dcr-2. Gene Ontology annotation, biological process: siRNA processing; apoptotic DNA fragmentation. The transcript is spliced from 9 exons. Gene Ontology annotation, cellular component: cytoplasm; RISC complex; nucleus. Gene Ontology annotation, molecular function: deoxyribonuclease I activity; RNA binding; ATP binding. NCBI's taxonomy places the organism in Eukaryota, Metazoa, Arthropoda, Insecta, Diptera, Culicidae. Bases 182 to 5182 code for a protein of 1666 amino acids. The record is from RefSeq and is a predicted model, not a curated record.
UUAUUUGUGAUGUUUUUCCAUUUCAAUCAUUUUCUAUAAUAUAAUCUGCCAACUCUUAUAUUCAUGGAAAAUUGCAUGGAUUGCAUCAGUUUAAAUCAGAGUUGAAUACGGUUGGAGUGAAAAUAUCAAAAAAAAAAAUUUAAAAUUAGGGUUUCGUUAUUUUCAAAUAUUUGUUUUGUGAAUGAUGAAUCACACUAUGAAUAUUCUCGAUACUACUAUUGCCGGAUCGACGGAAAUGGAUGAUUUUAUACCGCGGGACUAUCAGCGGCAAAUGAAGGAGAUCUGUUUAAGAAAAAAUACGAUCAUUUAUCUUCCCACUGGAGCCGGAAAAACUCACAUCGCUCUUAUGGUUAUAAAAGCUAUGGCCCAGAACGGUGAUCUAGACAAGCCUCUACUGCAAGGAGGUAAGCGUACCUUUUUUAUCGUUAACACAGUAGCUCUAGCUAAACAGCAAGCAGAAUUCAUCGGGCGAAACGUCCAGUACGACACGUCUAUAUACACGAGCGAUCGUAAUGUCGACACUUGGAAACAAGAUCAAUGGCUGAAGGAAUUUGCAGAGUUUAAGAUCAUAAUUUGUACCUGCCAAAUUUUGUUGGAUGUUCUGAAACACGGUUAUCUAUCAAUCAAACAUAUUAACUUGCUCAUAUUCGACGAGUGUCACCAUGGUGUUGGAGAGCAUCCGAUGCAUGGAAUAAUGGAACAAUUUUUGCGUGUGCCAAAAUCGGAUCAACCCCGUGUAAUCGGUCUCUCAGGAAUGCUCCUGUACAAACAAAUCAAAUCAGUAGACGUAGUGAAAGAAGAGCUAGAACGGCUUGAAAAUACGUUCUUAGCUACGAUUGCUACCGUUGGUAGUUACGAUGAUUACACUGAGGUCUGUAAGUUUUCAACUAAUCCUAUCGAAAACUUAUUAUCGUUCACUGUAUGUCCGAAGUCUCCUGUGAUGUGCGAUAUAAUACAAAAUGUGAACAUUUUUAUUAAAUCCGUAGCGGAUUUUCAUUUGCCUAAAUAUUUGAAUCAGAAUAAAUCACUUGAGCGUGAUCUUCCAAAGCCUAAAAAGCAGAUCAGGAAGUAUUUCAACGAAUUUCUCUACCAACUUGAGGAUCUGGGACUAUACGGUGCUUCAAUAGCAAUACUCGGUCUUAUUGUACAGUUUGAACUAGACAAACGAGAGUCGGACAGCUCAUAUCUAAGAUUAUUGUUGAGAUCAUGUAUAACAUUUUGUGAGAGUAUGCGUCAUAAAAUUGUGAAGCUAAUGAGCGGAAUGUCCGCCCAGGAACAAUUGACUAGAUUCUCAUCAUUAAAAGCCCGGCAGCUGAUCAAGCAUCUGGAGGAAUCAUAUCGUACACACCGUGCCAAACAAGCACGAACAUUGGUUUUUGUAAAACGACGCUUUUCAGCUAAAGUGCUGUAUCAUUUGUUGAAGAUAUAUUUUGCUCAAACCAACACCGAUUUAAUUCUGCCUGAUUUCAUGGUUGGGAGUAACGGAUCAAUGCCGGAGUCAAUCGAACAGAUUUUGUCGGCAAAGAAAGACCGCAGGGUUUUGGAGAAAUUUAAAAAAAAUGAGACAAAUGUUAUUGUAACGACUAACGUACUCGAGGAAGGGAUAGAUUUGCAAAUGUGCAACAUGGUGAUCAAGUUUGAUCGCCCGGAAACUUUUGCUUCGUAUGAACAAUCCAAAGGCCGCGCUAGAAUGAGGGAUAGUCAAUAUGUGGUCAUGCUGGACAUGGAAAGUAGACAAAAAUUUCUAAAUCAAUACAAACUAUACAAAGACAUCGAACAUGAGUUAGAAAAUUGUUUGGUUGGUAAAACCAUUAACAGACCGGAUCCUCUAGAUGCUGAUGUACAUAAAGAACUAUUCAACGAAAUAAUUCCACCGUUCUUCACACCGAAUGGAGCUAAACUAGAUGCUCUUUCCGCCAUUCAACUUUUAAAUAGGUAUUGCAUGGGAAUGCCCCGAGAUGCAUUCACAAAUACAAAUGUAAGCUGGGAGAGAAACGAUCUAAAAGAUGGCAGAAUAAUCGUUGAGGUACUACUUCCAAUGCAAUCUACUGUUAGAGAAAAAAUAACUGGCAAUCCUAUGCGAAACGUCAAACUCGCGAAACGAUCGGCUGCGUUCAAUGCAUGCAAGCGCCUCUAUGAAAAUGGGGAGUUGAAUGAUCAUCUUAUACCGAUCGAUCCGAAAAGAAAGCUCCUGAAUUUAGUGAAUGUAUACUUUACCCACUGGGAACAAUUUGCAGAUGACACCGACAAAGUUGCAGGAACUAUGAAGUGUAUUCGCAGCCACGACAUACAAUAUCCUCCGCAAACGAGCGGUUGUUAUCCUCAACCAGCUCAGCCUUGCUAUAUUUAUGUCCUUAGGAUGACUGCGGGAUUCGAAAAAGAUACGAGAAACGAAAACAUAAGCGUUUUUCAUUCUUUGUAUUCUUCGGCUAAUAAUUUCGGGAUUAUGACAAUCAAACCCCUUCCUGCUCUAGCGAAGAUGAAAUUUUUCGUAACCCUGGGAUUAAUAAACGUUUGUAUUGAUCAACAACCGAUUUCAAUACCUAGUGCUGGUUCGGAAGCGGAUUUAGAACUUCUUAAAAAUUUUCAUGUAAUGAUUUUUCGUGACAUAUUAAAUCUAUGGAAGCAGUUUUUGGUGUACGAUAACACGAAUGGUGCUAACAGCUAUUUGAUAGUGCCUUUGAAAAACUCGGUUGAAAUUGAUUGGAAACUGGUGCGUGAUUUUCAGUACCUAGAAAGACCAUCCGAAAUGCCAAUAAGAGCACGUGAGAAGAUGACUCUUGAUCCGCAACACUAUCGGCACCGGGUAAUAUUACCGUGGUACAAAAGUAAUCCUGAGUCGAACUACAUUGUCACGAUGGUCCAUGAACAUUUAACACCAGAGAGUCCAUUUCCUAAUCCAGAGUACAAUUCUUACGAGGAUUACUUCAAAACUGCCUACCACCAACACAUCGUAAGGAAGGACCAGUUCCUCAUUGAAGUAAAAGGGAUCACAACUCAUUUGAACAGGCUGUGUCCUGGUGCUGAAGAUGACGGUAAGAGUGCUCGAUCGAAGCAUUGGCGUUUUAAUGAAAUUCUCAUUCCUGAGCUGUGCCAUAAUUAUGAAGUUCCCGGUGAUUACUGGCUUAAGGCUACGUUAUUGCCGAGCACGUUACAUCGAAUACAUUAUCUGUUGCAUGCGGAAAACAUUCGUCGGGAGCUUGCUACUGCAGCAAACGUCGGAUGUUUGGAGAAUAUUGUAAUCGAGGAUCUCGAUGUAGAGUACAAAGAUCGCACGGAGAAGGAAUGCACGGCAAUGGACUAUUUGCAUUUUGAAGACGAUGAAGAUGAUGAUGACAUGUUUGAUUAUGAAGAAGCUAAACAAAUGCUAGGGAAACCGGAAGAUUUGAGUCAGCUCUUAAGGAAUCAGUUGAACUGUUUCACAGGUGACAUCGAAAUGCCGUGGGCUGAAAAUGAUGAGCCAGCCGAUAUCGAACGCAAUUGGGAUAACGUAACGAAAUUAGAUCUAGAUUAUUAUGACAGUUUUGUUCGAAAGUUUGCUGAUCUUAAUAUUCGUCAAAAAAUUGCUAGCAAUAUCGGUACAAGUUACACGGGUGCAAUACACAGGCGAGUUACUCUAAGUCCCAAAAAAGUUCUGGCGAUUUUGGAUGUACCAAUUGAUGAAAAGUUCAAAAUUAAACUGUUACAACUGACACCGCAAAACACGGUACGAAUUAACCUUCAACAGAAGGAUAUUAUAAAAGCGUUAACAACCAAAUCAUCUGCAGAUGUGUUUGAUUUGGAACGAUUUGAGCUGUUGGGGGACGCGUUCCUAAAGUUUGCUACGUCGGUGUAUCUUGUGAAACAUCAUAAAGAGUGGCACGAAGGGUUCCUUACGGCAACAAAAGGAAAAAUUGUAAGCAACCGAAACUUGGUCUAUUGUGGUAUGCUUUGUGGUUUGCCCGGUAUGUUAAAAAUUAGCCCGCUAGAUCCGAAAAACGAUUGGCAGCCACCGCUGGCAACGGUUCCUGUUCAAAUCAAGACUGAAAUGGUAAAAGUAAAUCAUUCAGCGAGAGUGUUAUAUAAAUUGACUUUGUCGGAAGAGGAAAUCAAAACAGGCAUAAUAGGUUCUGAUAAUUUCGAAAACUUUUGUGCUGAAUUAGAUGUAAAAACGAAGAUUCUUGACACCUCCCCGAUGCAGAACUACCUGUCUAAACAGGUAAUGGGCGACAAAAUCCCUGCUGAUGCUAUGGAAGCCCUACUUGGGGUUUGUGUGAACACUGUGGGUAUAAAAAGAUCUUUCAAAGCAUUAUCUUAUUUGGGAAUUCUGCCAAAAACUGAAAACUUGAUUACUCUUCUCGAUGAACCAAUACAAAGCCAACGACUUAAAGCAAAUGCUUUAAACAGUGAAAUCGAUACAUUCCUUGGGAAUCAUUCACGUAUCGAGAGCAUUCUCGGUUACACAUUCAAAGAUCGAGCAUUUCUGCUGCAAGCUUUAACCCAUGCGUCCUUUCCAACUAACCGUAUAACCGGAUCUUAUCAGCAACUAGAAUUUCUAGGAGAUGCUGUCCUGGAUUUUCUAAUAUCAUCUUACAUAUAUGAAAAUAAUCCAAAGAUGAGCCCGGGUCAACUAACUGAUCUCCGUUCCGCACUAGUGAAUAAUAUUACAUUAGCUUGUCUACUCGUACGUAACGGCCUUCACCUAUACAUCCUUUCGGAAUCCGCUUCUUUUACUGAUACUGUGAGCAAGUUUGUUGCCUUCCAAGAACAACAUGAACAUAAAAUAACCGAUCAGGUUAAUCUACUGGUGGAGGAAGCAGAUAAACCAAUGGCUGAUUUCGUAGAUGUUCCCAAAGCUCUUGGUGAUGUCUUCGAAAGUUUAGUUGGUGCGGUUUUCCUGGAUUCAGAAAACAACCUAGAAGUAACGUGGAAGGUGAUCUACAACUUAAUGUAUCGAGAGAUUUUGAACUUCACUCAAAAUACUCCGAUUCAAAUUGUUCGACAAUUGUACGAAUUCAAGCCCCCGUGUUCACCACAGUUUAGUCAAGCAAUCGUAGACGAAGAUACUGUACUGAUUAAACUGCGCUACAAAAUUAGAAACCAGACUCACGAAGCAUAUGGCUUUGGUCAAAACAAGGAUGAUGCGAAACGGGCAGCUGCCAAGGUAGCUCUUCAGUUCCUGCGGCGUCAGUUUGAGUUAUAAUGGUAAUUUCUUACCGAAUGAUUGUGAACAGAGCUUUCAAUGAAUUGAUUGUUUGAUUUUUUAGUAUUACUCGUAUUGACAUUCUGCAUUCAAUGAAAAAUUCGGACUUCUAUUUGGAAUCAAUACAAUUAUAUAUUGAACCUUAUAAAUAAAACAUAGCAUGUUCCUGUCAAAAGAAGAGACAACUAAAAAACAACUUUUAAACAUGCUACAAAUUGUAGUGUUUACUACCAUUUUUCAAUAGGUAGCUUUAAAGGUUGCACCAUUUGGCAUAGAGGUUAUUAGACAUAUGAAGACAAACACGAGAAAAGGUCCUAAGUGCAAAUGACAGUUUCUCUUUGUUCACUUUCUCUUUCGAGUAUUACGGUCCAAUCUGCAAUCUUUCCAUCUAACACUUUACAUAGGAUAAUAGCAAAAACCAUCAACUUUCGAUAUGCACUAUAGAAUUUGUUGGAAAUUACUGGAAUUUGCCGUAAUAAUUGAAAGAGAAAGUAAACCAAGAGAAACUGUCAUUUGCACUUGGGACCUUUUCUAAUGUUCAUCGAGAUAUGACCAUGGCAUAAAGGUUAUUUUGGCAUAAAUCAAUUGGCAUAAAAUAUAAAAAUAAUUCAGACGAAUUACAAUUAUUUAUUUAACUAAUAUUUUCCGAAAAUUCAUAUGACUCGUGAUCUUCUAGUAAAAGCCGCCGCUGCCGUAAGCCGUAUGCCAAAUAACCAUAUGCCAAAAUGAACUUCAUGCCAAAUGACCAUAUGCCAAACGACUUUUAUGCCAAAUGGUUUUUAUGCCAAAUGUCUUUAUACCAAAUGACCUUUAUGCCUAAUGACCAUAUACCGAAUGACAGUAUGCUUAAUGACCGCCGGUGAAAUGACAUGUUACCAAUUAUAGAACGUUACGAAGAAUUAAUAUACCGUGGAAAACAUCCAGAUGAAUCAAUAUUCGAAACAGACAAUUGAAGCAAAAUAAACUAGCAUACAAGGAUAAAUUUUUUAAUAUUACCAUUUAAUUCUGUUAUAAGUAUAUCACGUCACUAUACAAAUUCACUAUGUAUCUCACAACACUAUAAAUUAUGUAUAAUAAACGUCACAUCACAUAUACGCAUUUCGAAUACAAUUUAUAUUCUUCUUCACCUAACACACUGAAGAAGAAUAUAAAUUGUAUUCGAAAUGCGUAUAUGUGAUGUGACGUUUAUUAUACAUAAUUUAUAGUGUUGUGAGAUACAUAGUGAAUUUGUAUAGUGACGUGAUAUACUUAUAACAGAAUUAAAUGGUAAUAUUAAAAAAUUUAUCCUUGUAAAAUCAUUCUGUUCAAACACUCAAACGAAAAGCCGAAUCAAGAUGAGUAGGUUUAUUAAAUUCACUAGAAAUUUUAUUCACUGCCCAACGAUACAAUGACAAAUGGUUCUAAACUCAUUUUCGUUUAAUUUGGAUCAUGUUUUUAUUAUUAAAGAUAACUAUAAGAUGAAUUAAUUCUACGCAAUCUUUCGUCGGUUUCGUUUUCUCAAAAAUACACCUUCUGUUUCGUCUUCGACGCGUCUAUAACGUAGCAGAGCAGAUAAGCCUGAACAGCUAGCCAGACUAAAGUUUUGAGUUACUUGGAACACUCUUCUGCUAAUUGCACCAGUCGUUAAUCGCUCGAUUGUCUGUUCCGACAGACGUUGCAGCCCAUUAAUAGUUUACACGAAACGAUUUCCUCAAAAAUCUACUGCCACGAUUGUACUGAUUCUAAAAAUGAGAUCAAUGACUUGCCUUACUUCAUUUUCAGAAGCGUUUGAAAAAUAUACCAGUUCAUUUUUUUGGAAUGUUCACUCGCUUUCCUAAAGAUUUUUUUUUCACUUGAUUCGACUAAUGGGACCGUUCAUAAACCGCUUGUAGACUUCAGCAGAUUUUUGCGAAACUAUGUUUUCGAACUCACCGUAUGUGUCCCCUGGUUUACUAAUACUUGAAAUCAAUACAACUCCGUUGACUAAUUUUUGAGAUGAGGCAUAUUUGAGAUAAAGAUGAUCACAAAUGAGAAUCUUCAAUCAACUUUAGCUUAAAACACAUACCCCAAACAAGAAUUUUAGUGCCUUAUAGCAUUUUCGUAAGCUAUAGCGAUGAAAUUGCUACACCCAGAUUUGAGUUAUAGAAUUGUACAUUCCAAUAAAACUGCUCAUAUGAGGAAUAGUUUUGGUACUAUAACAUGUACGUUACACAUAAAUUCUUUAUCUCGUUUAAAGAAAUUGAGAUUAAUAAACUGAUCAUUGUAGAGAAUUAUUUCUAGGUUUCAUACAAAUAAUGUAACUGAUACGAUACGAUUUGUGUAAGAGUUUUCAGAAAACCUUGACGUAUUUACUUUUAAUUUUUUUCCAAAAAUAAAGUGUUUUUGGAAGAGUUGAUUGUAUCGGAGAAAUGUUUUUCUAAAGAAUGGUAUUUUCUUUGAACUGUUUUACAUAGCGUGUUUUUAACGUUAAUGAAAGUACAAUAAGUCACUAAACGCAAUUAUAUAUAUUGUUAGUAUUGCAUUUUUAUUUUAAAUUUUCGAAUGACUUCCCAGUUACUUGUACAGCGAUGGUACUGAGGCUAGAUGUACUACUAAUAAUUAAUUAAUCCAUUUAAUAUUGUGUUAAACUACGAGUUCUAACUUUGAAUAAUAUAGCCUUACACUACAAUGACAAAACUUAAUUCUUUCUCAUUUGAUGUGAUUUGUCCAAAGUAAAAAUCUUUUCUAAACAAAUUCGUUUGACAGUUUUUGAAAAUCUUGUCAACUCUAUCAUCCCUUAGAGAUCAAGGUUACCGUUCUGUUGUAAUCAUUUAAGUCUAAUUUCAUAAAUUCGAAUAUUGCAUGUGCAUGGCGCUUCAGAAUCAAAAUGUUGUGCAACAAAAGGCUAUAUCGAUACAAUAAGUAAUCAAUAGUUUUUCCAUUAAAAUGUACAAGAUUAUAAAUCUGAAUGAAAUUGAAUUAUUUUUAAAAGUAAAAUUUAAAAAAAUUUAAAUCGUAAAGUUAUACAACAGAAGUUAUUUUUAAGAAUCAUCAGAUUAUGUUUAUUAUAUAAAUCAUUUAUGCUUGUUUAGAAUAAUAUACCGAAUGCGUUAAUUGUUCCGAAAAUCCUUGGUAUACAGUGAAUCAACUAGAGUGUUGUAGUUUUUUAAUUUAACUAUCAGGCCAGUCCUAGUCCUGUGGUGUCCCGUACUGUAUCUAGCAA